Priceomyces carsonii is the source of this 1293-nucleotide messenger RNA. RefSeq names its product transglycosylase (gene CRH11). NCBI's taxonomy places the organism in Eukaryota, Fungi, Ascomycota, Pichiomycetes, Serinales, Debaryomycetaceae. The coding region runs from base 1 to 1293 and encodes 430 amino acids. Gene Ontology annotation, molecular function: hydrolase activity, hydrolyzing O-glycosyl compounds; glycosyltransferase activity. The transcript has a single exon. Gene Ontology annotation, cellular component: fungal-type cell wall. Gene Ontology annotation, biological process: fungal-type cell wall organization; carbohydrate metabolic process. The record is from RefSeq and is a predicted model, not a curated record.
AUGCAGUUCAAAUUAACGUUAGCGUUGUUAGGCGCUCUCUUCUCAUUAGCAAAAGGUGAUGAUUGCGAUCCUUUGAAGUCAACAGACUGUUCUGCAGAUACAGCGUUAGGUUCUUCGUUCAAGGAAGAUUUCUCAAGCAAAUCGAAGUAUUUUUCAGAAGUCGAAAGCCUGGGAUUACUGUACAGCGAUACUGGAUUGGAGUUUAAUUUAUCAAAGAGGCUCGAAAACCCCACAAUCAAGUCGAACUUUUAUAUCAUGUUCGGCAAAAUCGAGGUAGUGAUGAAAGCUGCAAAAGGAACUGGUAUAGUAUCAUCCUUCUAUUUACAGUCUGAUGAUCUUGAUGAAAUAGAUAUUGAGUUGCUUGGGGGUGAUACAACUCAGUAUCAGUCUAAUUACUUCUCUAAAGGAAAUACCUCAACCUAUGACAGAGGUGAAUAUCACAGUACGCCGAAAGAUCCUACGGAAAAUUAUCUUACAUAUACUAUUGAUUGGCAAAAAGAUAAUUUGACAUGGUCAGUCAAUGGCGAACAGAACAGAAUCCUCCAGAGUACUAAUUCCCAAGGAUACCCGCAAACUCCUAUGUUCAUCAAGGCAGGCGUUUGGGCUGGUGGUGAUUCAUCGAACGACGAAGGAACAAUUGAAUGGGCAGGAGGUUCGACUGAUUACUCGGAUGCUCCGUUUUGCAUGUACAUCAAAUCAUUAAUAGUCACUGACUAUUCUACUGGUAAGAAAUACUCAUACAGUGACCAAUCAGGUGACUGGUCAUCAAUCAAGGCAGAAGAUGGUAAGGUUUACGGUAGGUAUGAACAAGCUAUAGAGGAUUUUGAGAAAUUAGCGGACGGAGAAUCCAUAUCAACUUCGGCUUUCAGUGCAGAAUCUGAUAUCGAAACUGGCACUGCUCUGUCUUCAUUGGCCCCUUCAUCUUCAAGUGUAUCAGCAACUGCUUCUAAAACUUCUGAGACUUCGUCAAGCAUAACGUCUUCGUCUAGUGAGUCCUCUGGUUACUCUUCAUCUGCCAUUCCUUCGAGUACUGAAAGCUCGAGUUCAGCUGAUUCAAAAACUUCUCUGAAAAGCGCCACCAAAUCAUCCAACAAGUCCCUUGCUGCUGAUGCUACCACUGCAAGUUCGAAUUCAAAAUUGACAUCAGAACCAUCAACACAUUCUGAAAGCAGUACGUCAAGCUUACCGCUGGCUUCAGAGAGUCUGGAUUCUUCAGGGAGUGGUGCAGGAAUUUUCAUGAAUCCGUUGUAUUUAUUAAUUGUCAAUACUCUCUCUUUGUUAUAUUUGAUUUGA